This is a messenger RNA of Phytophthora infestans T30-4, 801 nucleotides long. RefSeq lists its product as uncharacterized. The transcript has 2 exons. The coding region runs from base 1 to 801 and encodes 266 amino acids. The record is from RefSeq and is a predicted model, not a curated record. NCBI's taxonomy places the organism in Eukaryota, Oomycota, Peronosporomycetes, Peronosporales, Peronosporaceae.
AUGAGGUACGUGGACCCUCCGUUAGUGGAGCGACCAACAGAAGAGUGGCGGUGUUUCGAGUGCCUGGUGAACGACGCUCGCGGCUGGCCUCGUCGACGGAAAUCCACCCCUAGGGAGCCUUUUUCUCCGCGUGAUGAGGAUUCGUCAUCUAGGAGACGAAGCUCAUCGACAAAGUCUCGUAGUGGUUCUUCAUCCUCGAAAAAGUCAAAGAAAAGCUCCAGUAAAAGCCGUUCCAGCUCCUCCUCCAAGAAGAAAAGCAGCCACAGCAGCUCGUCCAAACGCAAGUCGUCGAGUAGCAAGAGCAGCUCGGGCAAGAAAUUGUCGUCGUCGUCUUCAAAGAAGCACAAGAAGCGCAAGUCGUCGUCGUCUUCGCAUCACAGCAGUCACGGUCACCAUCGAAGGCGGCACCACUAUCAUCAUGCGGAAUUUGCCAAGCUUGUUACUUUGUUCCGAGAGCGACAGGAACAGCGUCUUGGUAUUGAAGAAGCUCGCAUCAAUGGAGACCUCCAGAUGGCUUUUGAUGAAGCUCCACAGGGCUGGCGUGUGGUUAGCUCCACGCUUGAAAACUUACGAGCACUGAUUGAGUCGCUGUCAGGUGGAUCUCUGGAGCAAGACCGACUGCGAGGACGCCUUAUCUUGAUCAUGAAAGAACAAGAGAAACAAGAAGAGCAGCGACGGAAGCAACAAGAACUUGCGUGGAAUAUUCUACCACGACGGCAGUCGUCUCGCAUAGCGAUCGGGAGAAUGAAGAACCAGUCCACGCAGGAGUCGGACGUAAGUGUUGUUGCAGCUAUAUUCUGA